GCUGUUUUCUCACACAGCCUCUUAUAAAAGCCGAGUCUUUCAAGACAAGCAGACGCAUUCGACCGUUCGACCAAUCCGUGGCAGAUAAGCCAGCCCUGCCCACGAACAGAUCAGUCAGCCAUUAUGACCGUCCCUAAUUUGUUUUUUGUGUUAAUGAUUUAUUUCAUCAUACCUGCGGCGGGUGAGACAAGUCAAACAGCCAGACACCAGACGGAAAACUACGUGUUGAGAAGUAAAUCAGGUUCAGAGAACCUUAUUCGAGUUACUUUCAACGGCGUGUUAGCGGCCGAAACGACUAUUCCAAAUAUAGAGGAACGCGGACUGUUUUACAGACAAAUCUUCAACGGAAAAGAAGUACUUCAACUUCUCUAUGACAGUAAAACAAACAUAAAAGACUGUGAUAUUUCGAAAGAAAAGAAUGACAUCAAACGUUUCUUGGAUAACUUUAGUGGUCAACAUGGUCAAACCAACGUGUCCAGAGAAUCCAUCAGGGAUAGGCAUCACCUAGAAUCUCAAGUUAAAGACCUGAUCAACUUUCAUCGCCUAAGAAAACAGUGUCAAGCCUUUCACAAACAACGAGGUGACGACAUGGAUGAGUCUCAAUAUUAUACUGAACGCACUGACAGUCAACGUCGAAGUAAAAGAAGUCUCUUGUACCCAGGUACGAAGUGGUGUGGCAAGGGAAAUACAGCCGAUGACUUUCACGAUCUGGGAGAAAGUCGUGAUACUGACAAGUGCUGCAGAAAACAUGACCACUGUAAAUACACCAUCACCAGCUUUCGUAGGAGGUGGGGUCUAUUUAACUACAGAUUCCAUACAGUUAGUCAUUGUGAUUGUGAUGAAAUAUUCAGAAAUUGUUUAAAAAACAGCAGAAACAACAUUGCCGAUAUGGUUGGAAGAAUGUACUUCAAUGUUAUACAAAUGAAAUGCUUCAUUUUCAAGAGAGAGCGUGUGUGCAAGAAAAAGUCUUGGUGGGGGAAGUGUAUCAAGUAUGGCAGACGUAAAAUAGCAUACAUCCGAUCUCCAAGGACAUUUUGAACCAGU
Lingula anatina is the source of this 1044-nucleotide messenger RNA. RefSeq lists its product as uncharacterized. Gene Ontology annotation, molecular function: A2-type glycerophospholipase activity. The record is from RefSeq and is a predicted model, not a curated record. NCBI's taxonomy places the organism in Eukaryota, Metazoa, Brachiopoda, Lingulata, Lingulida, Lingulidae. Gene Ontology annotation, biological process: arachidonate secretion; phospholipid metabolic process.